Arachis stenosperma is the source of this 779-nucleotide messenger RNA. RefSeq names its product 14 kDa proline-rich protein DC2.15-like. The coding region runs from base 75 to 524 and encodes 149 amino acids. The transcript has a single exon. The record is from RefSeq and is a predicted model, not a curated record. NCBI's taxonomy places the organism in Eukaryota, Viridiplantae, Streptophyta, Magnoliopsida, Fabales, Fabaceae.
CAAACACUAAUAAUAUCUUAAUUAAGCUCAAGCACUUGUGAGUGAGUUACAUAACUAAUUAUUAAGUUGAAGAGAUGGCUUCCAAAACCACUUCCCUUGCUCUUUUCCUCACACUCAACAUCCUCUUCUUUGCACUUGUUUCCGCUAACAAUGCACCAUGCCCUCCUCCACCAAAGCACAAUAAGCACCACCACAAGGGUGGAUCGGGUGGAUCUGGUGGAUCCGGAUCCACCCCAUCCACACCUUCCGGCGGGCGUGGCACUGCAGCCUGCCCACGUGACGCACUCAAACUCGGCGUGUGCGCCAACGUGCUCAACGGUCUUCUGAAUGUGACUUUGGGGCAGCCACCGGUGGCCCCUUGCUGUUCCCUCCUUAACGGCCUCGUCGACCUUGAAGCCGCCGCGUGCCUCUGCACCGCCCUUAAGGCAAAUGUUUUGGGCCUCAACCUCAACCUUCCCAUCUCCCUUAGCUUGCUCCUCAAUGUUUGCUCAAGGAAAGUGCCACAUGGCUUCCAAUGCAACUAAGCAAUGAUGCAAAAUAUAUUUAUGGUAUUAGUUGUUGUUUUAAUUUCCAUUAUUAUUGUUUUCUUUUUCUUAAUUUUUCAUUAUUAAUUGGUGUGUGAUUCUUGUACGUGCAUGGAGAGAUUAACUUCUCGUUAUUGUCCCUUCAAUUCAUUGUAUGCUUUAUCUUUAGAGUGGAAGGGUCUUUCUGAAGCUGUUGAGCUAUAGUGUACUUUAUUUGAUUGAGAAAUGAUUAUAUAUUCCAAUAAUUUUUUGUUA